UACAUAACAUGCUAUGGAUUUCAAUUAUAUUUGUUUAUUGUUGAAUCUCAACAUUGCAUUUUGUCAUUCGUCGUUCAGCAGUAUCCAGGUAUUGUAACCGACAACUUAAAUAGAAAACAGAAUUAGUAGCUACUGUUAUAAGUAAGUAUAUUUAUAAAAAUAUUUUGAAUUAAAAUUAUAUUCGAUCUACAGAAGUUAUGAACACACGGAGGUAGUCUUUUUCUAACUUUUUUCUCACUUCAACUACCAGCCCACGGCGAGCAACGUCAAACAAAUCAUCCUAUCAUAGGAGAGGGAUGUGGGGCACACAUGUCGAGUCUUUUACCAGCGAGAACAACACGAAGUAUAAGUUGUCUUCAUCGGAAUCGUAUUGGCAAACCCAAAAUCAUUUAUCGUUAAAUAUUCUCAUAAUCUAUUUAGACUAUUUGAUAAUAGAAUACAAUAAAUAAGAUGAGUGCUUCCAAUAUGAUGAGUGAAAUCAAAACAGGCAAGCAAAUCAAGAGGACUGAGGAAUAUCCCACAAUUGUGAAAAGUUAUGCGCGUGAAAGUCCAAGUGGAAAAAGAGAAAAAAAAAGGAUUUGCAAAGCUUUACCUAAAGAUGGAAAUAACGGAACUCAACAGAAGAAGUUGAGCAAAAAUACGGCAAAAAAACGUAAACGCGCUCAGCAAAUGGAAUCAAUCACAAGCGUCAAUGAAACGGUAACUCAGUAUGAAAGUCUACCGAAAAAUACUAAUUCAAAAGUGGUACCAAAUGAAAUUAUCAAUUCUACUGAUGGACCUCAUAAUAGUGGUCAAACAACAUCGAAUAAUUACAAGUCUUCAGAUCAUAAUGGAACCAAAAAUUUUGAAAUAAAAACUAAUGUGAUUAUAAGUAAAGAUAAAAACGAAAAGGUUUUGGAAGAUUUAAACGUGCCAAAAAUCCAAACCAAAGGAAAUGGAAAUUGUGUAAUUAAAGAAGUUGACGAAAAUCUGUUCAAUUUACCUAGAGACAUUGCUCUAGCCCAUUGUAUUGCAGAAGAUUUACGUAUGGAAAGAGGAGUCGCGGUUCAAUUCAAACGUUAUUUUGGAGGCAUUGGACAACUUAUGGACCAAAAACUUACCGUAGGCGAUGUUGGAGUGGUGGUUAAAAACGAAACAGAAUAUGCUUUUUAUCUGGUGACAAAAAAUUAUUGUAACGGCACGUCGACAAUGUUAUCAUUGUCACAUGCAUUAAAGUCGCUCGUAGAAAAAAUGCAAGAAAAGAAAAUAAUCAAACUAGGCAUUCCUCAAAUUGGCUGUGGAACAGAUGGAUUGGAGUGGUCAAAAGUUAAACCACUCAUUGAAGAUAUUUUUGCCGAAUCCGGAAUCGAAAUAACUGUUUGUUUACCAACAAAAAUAUUCUAUCGUCCAUUACCACCUCAAAUGAAAGUGUAUAUAACACCUAAGAAACUAUUGGAAUUUCAUAACAAGCUAAGUGACUUAUUAUUACUGAUUGAUAUUGAACAAAUAAAAUCAAAUCAUUUGAAUAAUGAUUUGGUAGAUGCUGUAAACUUAGAAUAUCCUUUUUUCAAAGAAAAAUUAAUGAAGGACAUUAAAACUAAAGCAUUGAAGCCUGGUGACGUUACCUCUUAUUUUAUAAAGAAAGAAAAUAUACACUGUUUAUUCACUAGUCAGUCAGCAUAUUACAGUUCACUAGAAAAAGGAUUUUUAACAAUAAAAAACUACGUAAGGAGAAGUUAUAGGAACUUUGCCAUUCAGAGUGGUCCCAUAAAACCAACUGCAUACUUUAAGCACAUAUCAAGAAUUGUGUUAUUGUUACGUUCGAUAAUUUAUGGAUCAGAAUUAUGGUUAUGCGGUGAUAAUGAUCAGACUAAUGAAAAAGAAGUGUACGAGCACUAUUGUAAACAAGUUUUUGAGGAAAUUAGACUUUCAAAAAAGUCGAAAGAUAGAAAUAAUCAUCAGAUAGGCAAAAGAAACAAUUCACCGAAAAUUAAUUUGCAAAGAACAUAAUUUUCGAAAAUCCAUAAGAAAAAACUUACACGAUUAAUCAAAAUACUAACACAGUUGUGCAUUUAA
Molecule: messenger RNA, 2055 nt
Organism: Sipha flava (yellow sugarcane aphid)
Lineage: Eukaryota; Metazoa; Arthropoda; Insecta; Hemiptera; Aphididae
Exons: 10
Coding region: 451-1989 (512 amino acids)
Biological process (GO): peptidyl-glutamate ADP-deribosylation
Source: RefSeq, a predicted model, not a curated record